Uranotaenia lowii is the source of this 1569-nucleotide messenger RNA. RefSeq names its product toll-like receptor 13. Bases 27 to 1379 code for a protein of 450 amino acids. Gene Ontology annotation, molecular function: protein binding. The transcript is spliced from 2 exons. Lineage: Eukaryota; Metazoa; Arthropoda; Insecta; Diptera; Culicidae. The record is from RefSeq and is a predicted model, not a curated record.
UAGUUUAGCAGAGUAUAGAAGCCAAUAUGUUUAAUCAGAAAGGCCAUUCGAAAGUAUUGCUGCUAGCAUUAUAUCUGCACUUCACGGUAUUUUUUCAACCAUCGGAAUGUUUGCUAGAGCUAUGUGCACCAUCAAUGGGUUAUCCCGAAUGUAUCCACUUUGAAAUGGAAAGGAUGAACGGGUCGUUUGUAACACCGGCUGAAGACUCUUUCUACAGCUACAGCUUCCGAAUGAUGGACAAGGAAAUCGAUUACCCAAUAGAAGAUGCGUUUGGGAUGCUGUUAGCAAACAGGCAGACACUGAUACUAUCGAACAUUACAGCACCACGGAUAUUCGUGCCACCGUCAUUGAAAAAGUUCGUCAUGAUUCUCAGUAACAUUCCUAACAUUAUCCUGUACAACGAAACGGAAUCGGCUAGUCAAUUGGAGGAAAUCGAAAUAUUCGAUAGCAGAGUUCAGCUUGAUUUCGAUGUCGGAUCGCUGCCGUCUUUGACGUCACUUUUGAUUCAGCAUAGCAGCCUUCUCGAGCUCACAUGUGAUGAUCCUAUACCGAAAAAAUUGACAAAUUUGGUGCUACAGGAUAGUGACAUUCAUGUUUCGAUCAACUUUAGCACGUUACCUAACCUCAGAAAACUUACGUUGAAUUCUGUAGAUUUCACUUGGGAAGAUUUAGGAUUUUUAAACAAUUUAGAUAUCAUAUAUCUGCAGUUGGCACGCUUCCCCUUCCACCGGAAAAAUAAUGGAUCAUUUUCUACCUUCUCCAAUCUUCAUUACAAUGGCAGCACGUUGUUCCUGCCUAAACUAAAAUUGCUUUCAAUUGAUUCGAUCCAGUUGGAUAGCGAACGCUUUGCGUACUUACACUUUCCAGAAUUAAUAUCCGCUUCUUUCCACAACAACAGCCUGAUCCAACUUCCAGAACAUUUGAAAUUGUUUAAGAAUUUGACAAGCAUAGUUUUUUCCAGGAAUAAGUUUCCUUCAUGCCAGCUUUCCUUUUUCGCCUCUUUCGAGCGGCUUAUAGGUUUGCAUCUGAGCGAAAACCGAAUACGACAUUUUAGUUUUGCUGGCAGUUUCGUGCUGCCAAAUCUAAAUGUACUGGAUUUGGCAGACAACCGGAUAGAGCAUCUGGAGUAUUUUGAUAGCGCCCAAAUGCCCAAAUUGAACACGCUGAAUCUUUUCGGGAACAAACUGUUCCAUAUGGAGGUAUUUUUCGACAUACGAGCAAACUGUCCUAAGUUCAAUUAUCUGCAAUUCGAAUCAGCACACCUGCCUUGCUCGAUGUUCAAUGCCUUUCUCAGCGAAAUGAGAAAUGUCAGCGUAAAUGUGCACAACAAUGGGUGUGUCGCGGAGGUUUGGAAAUGCAAUAGAGCUUCGUGCUAUUAACAGUUGUGGGAACAUUGUAACAUUUCUACAAUUUAUUCUGUCUCAAAUAUAGUCGACUUUAAGGAAAUUGACAAUUAAUUCUGUUGUUAAUCAAUCUUUAACAAAAGCCAGAGAAAAGUGAGAUAGUUAAAAUGGAAGUAAUCACGUUAAUUCAUUGUAACCUCUAUAUCAGUGGUCGGCAAUCUUUCAA